Molecule: messenger RNA, 1038 nt
Organism: Annulohypoxylon truncatum
Lineage: Eukaryota; Fungi; Ascomycota; Sordariomycetes; Xylariales; Hypoxylaceae
Exons: 1
Coding region: 245-1003 (252 amino acids)
Cellular component (GO): cytoplasm
Source: RefSeq, a predicted model, not a curated record
UACGGAACGCCAAUAUCAACCCGGCCCCGGCAUCGUCAACAGAUCAAAUGGCCAAAAGACUCUAUUUAGACUUUUCACAUCACCCACGGCAGUGGGCACAAAGACUAUUGUCGACCCUGCGCCGACAAGCGGCGGCAAGAAACUGCCGUUGCAGGGAAUCGUGACGAUAUGCGAUGAGAAUGGCUUACCAAGAGGGAUCAUCAAUGCUAGUGAGCUCACCGGAUACCGCACCUCGCUAAUUGCCAUGAUCCCCUACAUAUGGCGGCGGAACACCGAAAACAUCGUCGUGUACGGUGCCGGCAAGCAGGCUCUCUGGCACAUCCGACUUGCGUUGGCUCUGCAGGGUAAUGAGAUUAAGUCCAUCAUCGUCGUGAAUCGUUCUGAGCCGAGGGCGAAAGAGAUGCUUGAUAAAGUCGCGCAGGAGAACAGCGCACGCUGGAAGUCCUCGGCUACGAUGAAGUACCUCGACCCUUCCGGUCCGGAGUUCGACCAGUCUUUGGAGACAGCAUUGGCAGAUGCCGAUGCCAUCUUCUGCACAGUGCCCUCCUAUAAGCCCUUAUUUCCGGCCAAGUAUAUUUUGGGCCAGGGGCAAAGGACGAAAAAGCCGUACGUCUCAGCUAUCGGCUCCUGGCAGCCCGACAUGAUAGAGCUCGAUCCGGACCUUGUAAAAAGUAUUGUUGACGAUACCGAAAAUGGAUUUCACCCGGAGCGCGACUCAGCAGGCGCCAUCUUAGUUGAUGAUCGGGAAACCAUCCUAACGCACGUCGGAGAAGCUGUGCAGAGCCAGUUGAAGUUAGACGAUAUGGUUGAAGUUGGCAAAAUCGCCCACUUGCGAGAACACGAUCCCGACCAAGCUCGGAAAGAGAAAUUAAAUCGAUGGCUCGAAGAAGGUCUCGUCGUAUACAAGAGCGUCGGCGUUAGCGUGACAGACCUCGCGGCCGGGGAGGCAAUCUUGGCACUGGAUAAGGAGAGAAAUAUAGGGUUUCAUUUACCAGAUUUCUAGAUACUUCUAUCUAGCGUAAAUAUCUGUCUUGAUUA